UAAGUUGAUCCACUUAUUGCUAACAACAAUCCACAUGGGUGUACCAUCAUCUUUCUUGGCUCCAUUUUUCUUCCUCACAUGCUUCAUUUGCUUGUAUCCUGACCUCGCAAUCGCAAAAAAUGCUGCCACUGGCAUUACGCGACGUUAUACAUUUGAUAUACGGUUGCAAAAUGUGACAAGAUUAUGUCAGUCGAAAAGCAUAAUAACCGUCAAUGGGAAAUUCCCUGGGCCGAGGAUUAUUGCUAGGGAAGGUGACCGAUUGGUGAUCAAAGUUGUUAAUCACGUCCCUAAUAAUAUUAGUAUCCAUUGGCAUGGAAUUCGUCAGCUUCAGAGUGGGUGGGCUGACGGGCCAGCAUACAUAACACAAUGCCCAAUUCAAACGGGCCAGUCAUAUGUUUACAACUUCACCAUCACUGGACAGAGAGGAACACUUUGGUACCACGCCCAUGUUUCGUGGAUUAGGGCUACACUUUAUGGCCCGAUUAUCAUUCUCCCUAGACGUAACACUUGGUACCCGUUUGUGAAACCUUACAAGGAAGUCCCGAUUAUAUUUGGAGAGUGGUGGAAGGCCGAUACAGAAGCGGUUAUCAAUCAGGCCCUUCAGACUGGAGCCGGCCCGAAUAAUUCAGACGCUUAUACCAUUAACGGGCUGCCUGGACCGUUAUACAAUUGUUCUUCGCCAAAGGAAAUUUUUCGGCUCAAGGUGAAGCCCGGGAAGACUUACCUCCUUCGUUUAAUCAAUGCUGCCCUCAAUGACGAACUCUUUUUCAAAAUCACAAACCAUACUUUUACAAUUGUCGAUGCGGAUGCGAGCUACGUGAAGCCAUUUGAAACCGACACAAUCUUCAUUACACCGGGCCAAACAAGCAAUGUUCUCCUCAAGACAAAAAACCUAACCACAAACACCCGAUUUUUAAUGGCGGCCCGUCCCUAUUCCACUGCUGCAGCCGGCACUUUCGAUAACACCACCGUAGCCGGUGUUCUCGAAUACAACAGUAAUAACAUGCCAAUCUCCAAUACUUCAAUUAAAGGCCUUGUUAUGCCUUCACUCCCGGCGAUCAAUGCCACGUCAUACGUAGCCAACUGGACCAAUAAGUUUCGUAGUUUGGGUAACUCGCAGUUUCCCGUGAAAGUUCCACAAACCGUUGAAAACAAUUAUUUUUUCGCCGUCGGGCUAGGGAGCGACCCAUGCCCGAAAAAUCAAACAUGUCAAGGUCCCAACGGGACUAAAUUUUCGGCCUCUAUUAACAACGUCUCCUUCACCUUACCAACCACCGCGCUUCUUCAAGCGCGGUAUUUUGGCAAGUCAGACCGCGUUUUCUCCACCAACUUCCCGUCAUUCCCUCUCAAUAAAUUCAACUACACGGGUACCCCACCGAACAACACAAUGGUUUCACACGGCACAAAAGUGAUCGUGCUACCAUACAACACGACCGUAGAGGUCGUGAUGCAAAGCACAAGCAUUCUCGGAUCCGAAAACCAUCCACUCCACCUCCAUGGUUUCAACUUUUAUGUUAUCGGUCAAGGCACCGGAAACUUCAACUCUACUUCGGAUCCUGCUAAAUACAACCUUGUUGAUCCCGUCGAAAGAAACACCGUUGGCGUGCCUGCAGGCGGGUGGGUUGCGAUACGGUUUCGGGCUGAUAACCCGGGUGUGUGGUUUAUGCAUUGUCACAUUGAGAUUCACUUGAGUUGGGGGUUGAGAAUGGCAUGGGCAGUAAUGGAUGGGAAGCUUCCAAACCAGAAGUUACCUCCACCCCCUUCUGAUCUUCCAAAGUGUUAAUCGUUGUUGAUGAGUCUUUUGUUUUUCGAGUUGUAAAAUCAUGUGCUCGUGAGUGAUUCAUUUCAUGGCUAUUUGGGGGAUUUAAUUUGUGUCAAAAUCCCCUCCAUCCUUGUUCAAUGUUUUUGUUUUUUUUUUUUUCAAAUGUAAUGUAACAAUAAGAGAUUGUUUUGUGAAAUAUGAAUAUAUAUAAAUAUGAGUAAAUUACAAGUUUUGUCCUU
Helianthus annuus (common sunflower) is the source of this 2001-nucleotide messenger RNA. Its product is annotated as laccase-2. Gene Ontology annotation, biological process: lignin catabolic process. Gene Ontology annotation, cellular component: apoplast. Lineage: Eukaryota; Viridiplantae; Streptophyta; Magnoliopsida; Asterales; Asteraceae. The record is from RefSeq and is a predicted model, not a curated record. Gene Ontology annotation, molecular function: hydroquinone:oxygen oxidoreductase activity; copper ion binding. The transcript has 5 exons. The coding region runs from base 35 to 1783 and encodes 582 amino acids.